AUGAAACCAUAGGCAAUUUCUAAAAUUAAGAAAGCUAUUAAAUAAUUCGAUCUCUUUGGAGUAGAAUUGAACUUGAAUAUUCGUUAAUAAGAUAAAUAUCGAAGUGCCUGUGGUGGUAUUGCAUCAUUAAUUAUGAUUUUCUUAUUAAGCUAUAUAUUCACUAAUCGAUUCAUCAAUAUUAUUAAUAAAGAAGAUUAUACAGUAAUUUAUGUUUUUCAUUUAUAGAUCAAAGUUCAAUCUUUGAAGAGUGCCAAUCCAAUAUAUAAUAUUAUGAAUAGCUAAAAUUUUAUGCUAGCAAUAAAAUUAAGUGAUCCAAUAUAAAAGUUUUAUCAAAAUGCAACUAAAACUUCUUACAAAAUUUCAAUCUAAUAAUAUAUUUAAAAAAGCAAUUAAAAUGGAACUAAAACUAAAGAACUAUUAAAAAUUUAUAAAUUAGAAGAAUGUACAAUUAAUCAUUUUGAUUCAGUCAAUUUUAUUGAUUAUUCAUACAUUUUUAACCAGUUAAAUUCAUAUUUAUGUUUACCUUUAAACUAUGAACUUUAUCUUUAGGGCAGUUAUAAUUCUGAAAUUUUUUUUUAUCCUAAAUUAAUGGUUGAAAUUUGUAAGGAAGAAUCAGAAUUCUGUUAUUCUUAAGAAGAAAUUUAAGCUUUUAAACAUAAUCAAUUAUCUACAAUUACACUUUCUACUUUAAUUAAAUCAAGUUUAUUUUUAUUUAAUGAAACAUAAAAUUCAUUAUAUCAUUAUAUUGACUCUGACUUUUAUUUAGAAACGGAUUUAUCACAUUAUUCUACUGCAGAUUUAUUCUUUUAAUUCAAUAAAAUAAAUAUAGAUGAUAGAUUAUUGAGUAUGAUGGCUACCUCUACAGAAGAAUUAGAUUAUUGGUCAUUUUCAUUGCCAAAUUAUCGUUAAUUUUAAGUAAUCUUAAAAAAUUAAAUAAUAGAGAUAAGUAACAACAGUUGAUGUGUUAUUUGAAAUUAAUCUUAGAAUUAGCCCUGAAUAAUAAGUUACAACUAAAACAGUUUAAAGAUUUGAUUAAUAUUUAUCAUAUUUAGGAGGUAUGUUAAAGUUUUUUUCAGCAUUAUUUGGAUUUGUAGCUAUUUAAUAUAAUCUUUUGGCCAUGAGAAUUUCUUUGGCUAAUGUUUUAUAUGAAUUUAAUCUUCCUACAUAGGAUUAAGGAAGAGUCAAAUUUUCUUAUGAUAAGUUAUUAAAUUUCAUUUAAUUAAAAAUAAAUAGAGUUGAUGACUUAAUUGGAAAACUUAAAAGUUAUGCUCAUUAGGUUGUAAAAUUAAGCAAUAUAACAAGAGCAUGGACAUCGUUUUCAUCUAGUGCUCGAUUCUAAAAAUAAGAAUAACGUGAAGUAGGAGAACAUCAAUAUUCUAAAUAAGAAAUUAAUGAGUAUACUGAAAAAUUAAAGGAAAUGAAAGAAAGUUUUCUAUAUAGUCUAAUAUAAAAGAUUUUAGAUACUAAAAAAUAGUUAAAGUUAGGAAUUAAUUUUUUUACUCUUGCUUUUUAUUGUUGUUCAUGUUUUUAGAAGGUUUAGGUUACAAGAAAAUUGUUAAAAUAAUGUGAUUUAAUGAUUAAAAGAGAUUUAGAUAUUGUAACAAUAUUAAGCAAAAUCUAAUAGAUAGAAAAAUUAAAGGCAAUUUUAUUGGAUUAAAAUUAAAUUUCUGUGUUUGAUUAUAUUCCAAAACCUGUUAUAUUUGUUGAUUAACAUUAUUAAAUAACAACAGAUGAAAAAUUAUAAUAAAAUUAACUAAUUUAAAAAAUAAAUUAAUAAAAGAGAGCAAGAAUAUUUAAAAGGAGAAUAAAAUAUAAUUCUUAAAAAAAAUUUGCAAAAAUUUACUUUUCUUAUUUAAAAUUGAAAGAUUAAAAAAAUGAUAUUAAUAAUAGAAUAAUUUCUUUACUUGGUCCUACAAUGGAGAUGAUUUUUGAAAAAUAUCAUGAAAUAUAAGAGAUAGCGAAAUAAAGAGAAGAUUUAAAUUAAACAAUAUAAAUAGUUCCUAUAUAAUCAGAACAUUUUGAAUUACAGACUUGUAAUAAUUAAAAAUCAGAGACUAAAAUAAAUUUUAAAAUAAAAUAAAUUAAUAUAAAUGAUGAUGGUAAUAUAGAUUUUUAAGGAGAAUGA
Paramecium sonneborni is the source of this 2125-nucleotide messenger RNA. The record is from the annotation of a GenBank genome assembly. Lineage: Eukaryota; Ciliophora; Oligohymenophorea; Peniculida; Parameciidae.